Orbicella faveolata is the source of this 919-nucleotide messenger RNA. Its product is annotated as coiled-coil domain-containing protein 25-like. The record is from RefSeq and is a predicted model, not a curated record. NCBI's taxonomy places the organism in Eukaryota, Metazoa, Cnidaria, Anthozoa, Scleractinia, Merulinidae.
AUUGUCACGGUUGUUAUUUGGAACUUGGACGCCUUGUUGAAGGCAGACACCAUCCAUCAUGGUUUUAUAUUUUGAAAGCAAUGUUGUCUCGCCACCAUCCAUUAUUUUCAUGGGAGCAGAUAAACACGAAAAUGAAGAUUUAAUUAAAUGGGGCUUCCCAGAAGAUGUUUGGUUUCAUGUUGACAAAAUGUCAUCAGCUCAUGUUUAUCUUAGAUUACGAAAGGGCGAAACACUGGAUGACAUUCCCAUGGCAGUGUUAACAGAUUGUGCUCAGCUAGUAAAAGCUAAUAGCAUUCAAGGUUGCAAGACUAACAAUAUUGCUGUCGUAUACACCCUUUGGGAAAACUUAAAAAAGACCAGUGACAUGGAGGUUGGCCAAGUGGGUUUUCACAGUAACAAAGAGUCUGUAACUUUGAAGGUACGAACCAUUCAAGUUGAAAAGAAAAUCAGUGAGAUAGUUAACAGACUGAACAAGACUAAAGAAGAAAAGGUUGUAAACUUAAGAGAGCUAAGAGAAGAGAGGGAUCGACUGGAAAGAGAAGGAAACAAAAAGAAAUUAAGAGAGCAGAAACAAAGAGAAAAAGAGGAAGAAAAGAAAAGGAAAGAGGAAGCUGCACUGAGGAGCUAUGACUCAUUAAUGGUCUCACAAAAUAUGAUGUCCAACAAGGACAAUGUGUCAGAUGAAGAUGAUUUUAUGUAAAGAGAUUAAACACAAGCCUAGGUUGAAACCUUUCUUCUUUCUGGUAGCACAUGAAUACUAGGCCCUUUUUCUGCUGGAGACAGCCUCAUGGCAGUAAAAAAAAACCUGUAUGCCAGUAUCAUAAUAUUAUGGGGCUGUUCAGAUUAGGAAGUACCAGAAUCUAAUCUAUGUGCAAAUAUUUAUCACUAAAUUCAUUGUUAAUAAAAGGAUGUUGAAAAA